Molecule: messenger RNA, 13073 nt
Organism: Paramuricea clavata
Lineage: Eukaryota; Metazoa; Cnidaria; Anthozoa; Malacalcyonacea; Plexauridae
Source: the annotation of a GenBank genome assembly
CUGGCCGCCCGCUGAUUAUGUCAUUGCGCAAGAAUUCGGGUUGUCAGCAUCGUCAGGCUAAUAUAACAUUGCAUAUUGAUUAUGUUAGUCAUGUUACGCAAAAAUACUAAAGGAAGUUAUUUACACACUUUCACACGCAAAUUUGAAGCCAAAUACCUUUAAAGAUUCCUAUUUUGAUGCCAGCAAAACGUUUUAGAUGUUGAUGGUUCAUUCAUAACUAAAGUAAGUCGAUAUUGAUUUAUUUUUUCCCGAUCUCGUCAUUUCGAGUGCAUUCUAACUGUAUUUUGGAACAAGUAUUAAGUGUCAGACGGCUUACUGGCAUCCGUCGGUCAACCGAUGUGAUGUCUUGUGACUUGCUGUUCAACAGCACGAUUUGUGAAUGAAUAUGAUUUUUGUACUACAUUAAUGAUAGUUAGAGUAUUAUUAGGAUUAUUAUAUGUGGCACGUUUAUAAAUGUAAUAGGAUAUUUAGUUAUUUACACGCUGAUGACGUCAGAUCACAGGAUUAAUAAUUUCUUCGAAUUUGUGUGAAUUUGAAUAACAAAACAUUAAGCUGUAAUACUCCCUAAUGUGUCCUACUUUGUUAUCUUAGGGGCUGUUUAUACUAAAGCCGGGCUGGCCUGCUUAGCGGGAUGGCCCGGUCUUGCUGAGUGGGCCAGCCUGGCUUCUAUAUAAACAGUCCUGUACUCUAUCAUUACUGUUAGGCAAUUUAACUUGUCAAAAUGUAAAUCGAUCAGAACUUGUCAAUUUAUCUAGCUUGUAAAGUGUUGGGUAUUGUUGAGUUUAGCAUUUUUACACAUUGUUACACUCAAUGAAUGUGUGCUACGGUUUGUUAGUGAACCCUUGUGCAGAAUAGACCACACUAUUUCAAAUGGUUCCCGUGAGUGGAUAAUUACAUGUAACUAUGUCAAGCGUUCCUCUUUUGAGUUUCUAAAUUGAUUGCAAUUUUUCUCAUUACCUUUGCAAUUUAAAAAACUUCCUUGCAAAUCCCUUGAGGGAACUUGCAAUGUUGCUAAAAGCCGAUAUUUAACUUUUCCUUAGUUCCUGUUAGAAGUUCUUAACUUCCUGUUACAAGUUCCUAACUUCAGGAAGUUAGUUCUGCAUGUUGCAAUUGGCUAACAAAAAUAAUCCACCAAUGACAAUGCUCAGAACAGAACAGAACAGAACAGGAAGUUAGGAAAUUAAAACAGGAAGUUAGCAAAAAUUUUAAAUGUACUUUUUUUGCAUUGGAAUGUUGCAACAGCCGAUAGGAACAUUGCAAAUUCCUCAAGGGAUUUGCAAAGAGUUUUUCAAAUUUGCAAAGCUAAUAAGGAAAAUUCCAAAUGAGUUAGGAAGUCAAAAGAGGAAGGCUUCAUGUAGUUUACCUGUAACACUUAUAAAUCUACAUUCACACCUAGGGCAAAUCUACAUUCACACCUAUGAAUUAGGAACCAUACUCAAAUGCAGGUUCUCACGGAACCAGAUUAAUUGCGGGAUGAAAAGUGCCCGCACAGAACCGGAUGAAUUGUAGUCCCGGAAGUAUUUAUGUAUGUGUGCACGGAUGUUCUCAAUCCCAAUCCUCUACAGUGCAAAAUGGUCUUGAAAGAGACUGGUUCUGCUGUUCACGUGAGGCCAUCUGAUUUAGGAGCAAUUCUUGUGCAAAACAAGACCCACUUUUAUUUGGUCUCGAAUUUGUACAGUUAGCUGUGCUGGAAUUUGUCCGGUUUUAUACGCCCCGUGUGAAUGCAAGGUGAAACCGAACGAAUGUGAGCAUGGUUCCGAAUUCAUUCGGCCCAUUGAGAUACAAGAACAGGGGCGUAGGAAGCAUAAAAAAGUUGGAGGGGCCGUAUACAGAGAUGCAAUUGCAUAAAGCACUGGCCCCAGUGAAUGGUAUUUUUCUGCCAAAUGUACCCACACAAAUACACUAUGGCUUAUUAUGUAAACCUUUAUAGAUAUGGUGGAUAUUAAUGUCAUUCAGGAAGAAUGCUUCCUAGAUGAAAUCCUAACUGAGCUUCCCAACCGAGUGGCAAAGCCGACCCCAGGUGUCAAAGGAAAAAACCUGAAAAAAUUGUUCCACCAAUUCAGUGACUCGUUGAAAGACAUCCAGCUGCAGUAUACCUGUGUCGAUGUCUCGAGUGUUGCUUUCGCUUUCGGAACAAAUGUUGGAAAUGCUUAUGUCUACCAACGGAAACAAAAAAAGAUUUUACAAAUAUCUUCAGAGGUUGUGAUAAGUGAAUGAAAUUAUGUUAAAUAUAAACAUAGGAAAGAUCAUCCGAGCUUUUAUAUGCAUUGAAAUUGUGCUUUCCCAACUUGACAGCCCCAUAAUGGUGGAACAUUAGCCCAGUUUGCUAGGAAGAACAGUUUAGAACUGAUAGAUCUAUCCAGUAUAAAUAAAGUUAGUUUAGUUUUCCUCCUGUAGUAACACUGGAUCAAUAAGAUAUGAUCCUUACUGAACCUCAAGGAAGAACAGUUUAGAACUGAUUGAGCUAUCCAGUAUAAGUAAAGUUAAUUUAGUUUAGGUUUCCUCCUGUAGUAACACUGGAUCAAUAAGAGAUGAUCCUUACUGGACCUCUAGGAAGAACAGUUUAGAACUGAUAGAACUAUCCAGUAUAAAUAAAGUUAGUUUAGUUUAGGUUUCCUCCUGUAGUAACACUGGAUCAAUAAGAGAUGAUCUUUACUGGACCUCCAGGGAGAACAGUUUAGAACUGAUAGAGCUAUCCAGUAUAAACAAAAUUAGUUUAAUUUAGGCUUAACGUGUCAGGAGAGACAGUAUCCAUCUUUAUUUUUUGUGCUAGACAAAAUAUGUUCCAGCAACAUGUAUUAGGCUUGCUGCUGGAUGUACUACAGUCGCAUUUGGACACGAAUGUGGAACUUUCGCUGUUGGCUUGGUGGAUCCACCCAUACACAAAGUAAGAACUCCGCCCUCGUAAUCAAAUUAUGCCCCGGGAUUCAGACUUAUUCAGUUUGGGUCGUUGCCUCAAUGGGGCUACCAGCGGUGACAAGCAAAUUACUUUUUAUAAAGAGAAAAUGCUCAUUAAGAAUAAUAUUUUUUUUCAAAACCUCGUCAAAUACGUAAGAAAUCCUAUGAUAUUGGUACACCUUACACGUCUUUGGCCAGAAAGCUACUAUUUAUCGUCUAUGCCAAUUAUUUUCCAAACGAAAGUUCAGUGGUGUGAAGUGGAAUGCUGUAAGUAACUUCGUUACAAGGAACGAAACUACAAGUAAUCGUUGCGUUUUGAAAAUAGGUAACUGUACUAGUUACAUUUUCGCUUAAUAAAAUAAAAUGAAACGAUAUAUAUAACGCGUUAUUUUUCUGACGUAUUUUCGUGACAUUUUCACGUUAAAAUAUAGUAUACUUGCUAUUUUUGUUUAUACUAUCAACUUUCAUUAUUUUAAUGUGGUCGACAAACUUAUUCACUGCACAAUAACUCCCCUGGCUAUUUGGCAGCUUAAUUUGUAUUUUAAAAUGGGUUACCUUAUAUACUUUACAGUAAUUUACUUGAACGCACUGUCAAUGUACAGUAUACAGUAAUUAUUAAAACCUGCAGAUGUCACUUUAAACAACUUAGAAAAAAUGGAACGUAACUUUUUAACAACUGCAGUUACAAAAAUCGCGAAAUAACUUUGCAAUGGUAACAUUACAUUUUAUAUGUGGUAACUUUUACGGCUAACUAGUUCAUUUUUUAAGCAUCUGAAGUCCUGUGACUAGUUCCCAAAAAUAAGUAACCUUUUAAGGCAUUGUGUAUGUGAUAUUUUCAAAACCAUAUAUGUGAAUAUUUUCCGUCUAGUCAUUUGACUCGCUAACAGCGGAGGAUAUUCACCAUUCGAGUAUCACGUGUUUGGAAUGGUCUAAUGAUGGUUUAAUUCUGUAUGCUGGUGAUAGUCAUGGUAAAAUAUCGAUGUCUGUCGUCAAAAUUUCUGAGGUAAAAUAUUGUGAGACAGUAGCACUGGGCACUGUUUGAGCUGAUUUCUACUUCACACACAAAAAUUUCAACAAGUUUUGUUCGCACUGCUUGUCCCAAGUUGUCAACAAGUAUGGAACAACUUCUUAACAGCGUUUUUUUCUGUGUUAGUGUAAUGUACUCAGGUGAAUAUGAUGCUUGUGAUGUUAACAGUUUUAACAACCUUGUUGAUAUUAUCAGACUUGUUGCAAGGUUGUUCCAACAAGUUCCGUACGGUCAUGAUAUAACAAUAUUGUUACAACCUUGUGUCGUCAACCUUGUACCAUUCCUGCAAAAUCAUGACUGUAUCAGACUCGUUAGAACAACCUUGUAACAAGUCUGAUAAUGCCAUCAAGCUUGUUACAAGUUGUUAACAGCUUGUUUCAAACUUUGUUACAACAACUGGGAACAAGCAGUGCGAACACAACUUGUGGACAGCUUGUGAACAGAUUUGUAACAACUUGUUUGCAGACUUGUAACAACUUGUGCGAACUAGCUUGAGGUAUCUCUUAUUCUCAUCGUUUCAUUCUGUUCAGGGGAUUUUACAAACAGCGAUAAUAGUAACAGAGGAUGGUAGUGUAGUGCAGUUAUGUUAUGGAGAAGACGCACUACUUAUUUCAACCAUAAAGCGAACUGUCCUCUGGCCUUUUCAUAAUGAAACACUUGUUCAAGUUGGAGAAAAAGAACGAAAAACGUAAGAAUCCACUCAAUCCAGUAAAUAGAUUUUUCCAUUGGGCUGAUGAACUUUGAUACCCAAUUCACAUUUUCAGAUAUUAAACUCACGUUUCAAUUAUAUCCAGUAUGUGAGUGAAUUGAUAACUAACAUGCCUAGUUACCACUGUUCUGAUGAUGUAAGCAUAGAAUGGAACAAAGGUAACCAAGCAUUUAAAUUAUACAUGUGAGUGAAUUGAUAACUCACAUGCGUACAGUGGUUACCAAUGUUCUGAUAAUGUGAGCAUAGAAUGGAACAAAGGUUAACACUCAUUUAAAUUAUAUAUGUGAGUGAAUUGAUAACUCACAUGCCUAGUUACCACUGUUCUGAUAAUGUAAGCAUAGAAUGGAACAAAGGUAACCAAAUAUUUAAAUUUCACAUGUGAGUGAAUUCGGUGCCAGCGGGCUUAUAUCUGAUUAGAUCCAUGGCUUUCAAUAUGUACAAAUCAAGUAUAAAAUAUAUUUUCUAUUUUUUUCCCUGCAGAUCGGGCGGUUUUGGCAGUUGCUUCAUUCCCGACACGCGUCGCGAGCCCACAAAGAAACUCUACGCUGCGCGACCGGGCCUGCGCGUGUGGACAGCGGACGAAAGCGGGAAGGUCUCGUCAACUUCCGUUUUCAAAUCGUUACUCGCCGACAAACCGCCGGUCAUACGAACAUUGAGCGGAAACGAUACCAAAUUUAACAGCAGCGGUCAGUUUGGCCAACUCCUGACAUUCUACAAUCAAUAUGUUAUAACGUGGGACGCAAACCAUAUUUGGGUACUUGACCUUGACCUCGGCAACGUCAUCGGUUGCCAUAGCAACUUGGGGAAAAUCCGUGACGUAGCAGUUUGCGGGCAUGAGGUGUUCGUCUUGGUGAACCAGCGAGAGAGGUUUUUAAGAAGAUUCAUUCUGACUAUCGAGCGAGUAUUGGAUUCGUCGUGUUUAGACGCGGUGAUAGCUGGCAGUGAGGAUGCUGGCGAGGCCGAGACCGAAGAAGGCGCUGAGAAGUCUGGGUUUAGUUUAACUUCGGCGUUAAUGAAUGUCCCCUUUAUGGCGUUAGAGGUAUUGCGCCUUCUUGUGACACUGGCCUGCACACGUAAAAAUCUCGCGUCGUGUAGCAAGUCUGCCAACAAGCCGUCAACAAGUUGUGUUCGCACUGCUUGUCCCAAGUUGUCAACAAGUUUGGAACAAGCUGUCAACAACUUGUAACAAGCUUGAUGAUCUUAUCAGACUUGUCACAAGGUUGUUCUGACAAGUCUUAUACAAUCAUGAUAUAAUAAGAAUGUUGUAAGGUUGACGACACAAGGUUGUAACAAUAUUGCUAUAUCAUGACUGUAUCGGUUUGUUGGAACAACCUUGCAACAAGUCUGAUAAUAUCAACAAGGUUGUUACAAGAUGUUAACAGCUUGUUCCAAACUUGUUGACAACUUGGGACAAGCAGUGCGAAGACAACUUGUUGGCGGACUUGCUACAAAGAAGUGAGAUUUUUACGUGUGCAGUCAUGACAGAUGACUUUUCUUCGCCCAGGUUCUUCCGUUUAUGUAACCAGCCCUUAGCACUCUCUUUACUUUCUUUUUUAUUUUUCUAUUUUCUAAGUGAAUGAAGUCUAAUUUAAAAGUGAUAAACCCGACCAUCUUUCCCUUUUCACAGAGUGAUGAAAACAAAGACAGUGGGCCAGAGAUAACUAGCGAGUUAGGCACAGUGGAGGUUGGUGGACCAGCUAAAAGCGAUAUAUUUGACAAGAUCAAUGCAAUUCCAUUGGAUGAAGGACCAGGUGACAUUGUGUUCACUGUGGCCAAGAAAAAAAAGAAGAAGAAGAAACAAAAACAGAGUACAUGUAGGUUGUUUUUGAGUCGAGAUUGGAAGAGGCAAUCUGUCCCUUGGUAUUUGGACACAUUCCAUCUAUUCUUUCUUCAGUUUACCCGUCCUUUGUUCCCAUUUAUCUACAGUUCCAUCUGAUAAACCAGUUUCAUUAAUUUCUAUCAUUCAUUCAUCUCUUAUCACAAGUUCAUACCAUCUCAACCUUGUUUCUCUCAUCUUCUCUGCAAUGUCUACCACCCACAUCUUCUUCUGAUCUCUUCAUUUUAUAAUGUCUCUGACCAGCUCUCCCUCAUCUCUUCUUAUUACGUGUCCAUAUCAUCUCACUUUGCUUCCCUCAUCUUCUCUGCAAUGUCUACCACCCCACAAUCUAUGUCUACCGGGCCUAUCUGUGUGUUUGUGUUCUCUCUUAUCACAUGUUCAUACCAUCUCAACCUUGUUUCUCUCAUCUUCUCUGCAAUGUCUACCACCCACAUCUUCUUCUGAUCUCUUCAUUCCAUAAUGUCUCUGACCAGCUCUCCUUCAUCUCUUCUUAUUACGUGUCCAUACCAUCUCACUUUGCUUCCCUCAUCUUCUCUGCAAUGUCUACCACCCCACAAUCUAUGUCUACCGGGCCUAUCUGUGUGUUUGUGUGACUGUUUGUUUGCCCGUCUAUUUGCCAUAUCUCUGUUUUCAAAAGCCAGAACUCCCUUUUCAAAUGCCAAAACUCCAUUUUCAAAUGCCAAAACUCCAUUUUCAAAUGCCAGAACUCCGUUUUCAGAUGCCAAAACUCCGUUUUCAGAUGCCAAAACUCCGUUUUCAAAUGCCAGAAUUCUGUUUCCAAAUGCCAGCACUACUUUUUCAGAUGCCAAAACGCCGUUUUUAAAUGCCAUAACUCCGUUUCGAAAUGCCAGAACUCAGUUUUCAGAUCUCUCACCUUCUCUGCAAUGUCUACCUCCUCACAUCUUCUUCUGAUCUCAACAUUUUCCUGUUUUCUCGACAAUAGCAUCUCUGCAAGUUGAAGAGACAUCGAGUGAAAGUCGAGCUAAGAUUGAACUCUCAGAAGAACCCGAGUCCCCUGACGUUUCAACACCACAUACUGAAGCAAUAACGACCACAGCAGGUAAAACACUGUAACUUUAAGUAUGUUGUAUUCAAAUAGACUGUACAUGUACAUGUGACCGAGACGAAAUUAUAAUCAGACAAUAGCAAGCUGCAGAAAUUGAAUCCCAUCCCAGAGGUGAAGCCUCCAUAUACCAGUGCAACCCUCCGUGAAAUGAUUGUAAUUAAGAAUUGUGUUUAUUGAGUUUCUCACUCAUGGGUGAGCGGAUUUCCCAACAGGCUAUUGCCCAAUUGAUAGGGGAUCCGAGGUACUUACGAUUUAACGUCCUUAUCCGAGAAGACGCGAAAGUCUAACCAUUUACUGAUGUCAAUGUAAAGGUAGCUCUUUCUCCUCAAUUAUUUUAAGACCUUGAGUGGAGGUUCGACCAAGGAUUGAACCCGGGGCUCCCAGCUUCAAAGGCAAACGGUCGUGACCAUGAUACCACAAAUGCUGGUUUUUAAACUCAAUAAUAUCUCAAUAACUCCUUUUGUUUCAGCAGAAGAGACAACAAGCAACGACAUGGAACCUCGUUCAACUCUUGAGACAGCGUUACCGAAUACCAGCAAAUCUCACGAAGAAGUGCCAGAUACCGCCGAAGACCCAGAAGCCGCAACCUUAGCUGUCAUCCUCGCUAAAAACACUCCUCAGAGAGACACACACGAUGAAGCAACAGACAAUGUAACAAAUGAAACGAAGACUGAAGAAAAACAGGGGUUAGAAACGGUUCAAAUAUCUGUGGCAGCGAACGAUUCGUCCGAUAAAACAGCUUCGUCGUUACCAGAGACUAAUACACGUGCCAAGGACAAUAUUCUGGAGCAAGAAGCAACGGGUACUGAAGCUAAGAUUGAAACGGGAACUUCGACAACAGAACAAACCUCUGCACCUCAGGAAACUACAACAGAUGAUGAACAGAAAAAGAAUACCCAGGCAACUCUGGAAACCCCAGCCAAAGAGCGUGAGAUUCAAAACGUGGCUGAUCCAUCCACCGACGUCUCUUCAACUUCCCGACAAGAUUCCUCAGACUCUACCGAUGUAUACCGAAACUCUUCCGAUCUCCUCCGAUUGGAUAGCCACGAAGACGACCAGCCCAAAAGCCCAGAGACGAGCACAGACCCGAUGGCGUCCAAACCACUCCCGAAAGAAGACCACGUCCCAUUACAUGCGGAUACUUGGUCAGGACGUUCUCUUCCAACCAGUCAAACAAUAGAACAUCUUGCAAUAUCUCAGAAAUACAUAUUCUGUAUAGACAGUCGGAGCAGAGUAUAUUUCUCUGAUCCUAACACAGCCUCGUGUAGCGGAUGGGAAAAGGCUGAUUUCAAAGCGAAGCAAAUUUAUGUGAAUUCACCUUGUGAUUUUAUUUCGUAUAUCGAUCACGGGAAGGCAUUUGUAAGAGGGAAUAUAAGCGAUACAAACCCGGUCGGCAAUACGUCGUUUCAAAUUCUGGACGAAGUAUCUCUACUUACAACUUGUUCCACUUGUACUUGGGCGCUAACUGCCGAUGGUACUUUGAGACGGGUAAACACGGCUGCAUUUGCAAAGCUCAAGUGUGACGCGAGGUCCAGUUCAAGCUGGAAGAUUGAAGAUUCCAAGGACAGUCUUGCUCAGAUUGUGUGUUAUGAAAAUGUUCUGUGGGGUCGCACUCAUGAUGAAACAUUGCUGGUUUAUCCAGGUAAAUAUGUGAGCAUAAUACCCUCUGCUAUAUACCAGGGACACAUAUUUUAUUGUUGUUUAUUGCGUUUCUCACUCUUUGGUGAGCGGAUUUUCCGACAGGCUUGUUGCCCAAUUCAUAGGCGAUCCAAGGUACGUACGAUUUAACGUCCUUAUCCGUGAAGACGCGAAAGUCUAACCAUUUACUGAUGUCAAUGAAAAGGUAGCUCUUUCUCCUCAAUUAUUUUAAGACUUUGAGUAGAGGUCCGACCAAGGAUUGAAUCCGAGUCUCCCAACUUGAAAGACAAGCAUGGUGACCACGGCACCACAAUUUAGAGCUGUUCUGUUAAGUAAGAGCCAUUGUCUGUAGAAUUUAUAUGAUAACCAAGAAUCCGGCACAGUAAAUGUUGUAGAAACAUUUAAGAAUUUUCGAUGUUUCCUGGAUUGUUUGCCAAGCCUUGAAAACGUUGUUGUGAAUACAAACUUUGCUUCACCAAAAAUAUUCCUUGACAAAUUUAGAAAAAUAUUUCGUUUGCGAAACGUGUUUCCUAAUUUUCCACCUUCGCGAAACCUGUACGGAUAGCAAUCAUGUGUAUUAAUACUAAAUACCGUUUCUCUAUUCGAUAUAGGACGCACCAGUGGCAAAAAGACAACAUGGAAAGACGAAGGUUAGUUCGUUAGUGUAGAUAAAUUGCAUUUACGAAUUGAACUAAAUUUACUUUUUACUGUAUCGCUUUGUCAUAUCUUAACUGUUUUCCCUGGAGGUGAAGUAAGGAACAUCCUUUGUUGCUACACACAUAAAAAUCUCACAACUUGUCAACAAGAUGUGUUCGCAACAGGCUUGUCAACAUAUUGUAACAAUGUUGUUAUUUUAUCAAGUUGCUACAAGGUUGUCACUCACAACUUGUAACAAGUCUGUUGAGCUCAACAACCUUGUAGCAAGUUGUCAACAAGCUGGGAACAAGCAGUGCGAACACAUCCUGUUGACAAGUUGUUGGAACAGCAUUGCUACAAGUCUGCUGCAGGUUUGUUACAACUUGUGCGUUUUUACGUUUCUACAAGAGGGAACAUCUGCUCAUGUCCUCUGAUGAAUUCUGUCUAACCAUGCACCUGCCACACCUUGGUGAAGUAUAAUUCAAUUUCUUUGUUUUAGACAAGAAAGCAAAAUGGCUGCACAUGAGUGAUGACGGUACGGUGUGGAUUAUAACACCUGACGAUCAGAUUUGGUUUAAACCUCAUGUGACCGCGUCGUGUCCAACAGGAAAGGAAUGGCACCAAGUGACUCUGGGCCAGUACAUCAUUGAUGACCCAUCAAUCCUCGAAUCAACCUUCAACUUCUUCUCGUCUGUCGGCUCCGCGUAUCGGAGUGCUCGAACGACCGAAUACCUCCGCCAUGCAGCCAAGGGAUUGCUUCAGUCCACAAAAGACAUGGCUUUCUCGCUAUUCAGAGACGGUGGUUCGCCAAAACAGAUUUAUUGUAAUAUGCAAAGUGGGGUGUGGCUGUUGGAUACAAGAAACACUUUGCACGCAUGUCGCGGCCAGGCUACCGGUGCGUACUGGGAUAUGGUCUGCCCUACUGGUACGGCGAAGUCUGCCACAUGGCGUUGUGUUUCAACCGGGCUUGCGGGUUAUAUCUGGGCGAUACAACCCAAUGGUGAUUUCACAUGUUUCCAUCCUAAAGGCCCGAGCUAUAAUGUAGAAUGUCCUUCGUCCCGUGUUGUUGAUUUCACGAGCGGUUCACCGCACGGACUGUGGUGUUUUGUUACCGAGCAAAAUUCUAAAGUUCACAUACGAGAUGGAAUCUCGGCAGAAUACCCACAAGGCUUUGCGUGGACGUCGUUGUCCCUUCACCGUCAAGAGAUUGGUAACAUUAAGCACCUCAGCGUAGGAGCACUCACUGUAUGGGCUGUGGACAGUAAUGGUCAAGUAUGGAUAAGAAUCGGCAGUAUUCGAGGCGAUGAUGAGGGCAGCGUGCUUGCUCAAGCUUGGUUACCCCUAGAUAACCCUAAGCACACAGAGUUUAUCAGCGUCGAGGUGAACUGUAACGAUUCCAUGGUCUGGGCAAUUGAUGCGAAAGGGGCAGUUUACGCCAGAGACGGUGUGAAGGAAGUCUUCGUUGUCGGCCAACAAUGGCGUGAAGUCGAGGGUGUCGCUCUGAAGAGUGUUUGCCUAAGCUCGUAUGUGGUCUACGGCUUGUGUAUCACCGGCGAAAUCGUGUGUAGGUUUGGUGUGUCGGAGGAGAAUUGUAUUGGCGAUUAUUGGAAGAAGAUUCCUGGCUGUUUCCCGCAAAUCUCGGUGAACAGCGCUGGCGAGUUGUGGGCCAUCAGCGAGGACGAGAAGUUGUAUGCGCGUAAGAUGAAAUGUUUGGUGUUUUUGAGAGGCGAUGGAAAGGAGGGCGAGGGAGAGGGCGUGGUUGAUGGUGGCAGUCAUGGUGAUGGCGAUGGUGAUGAUGGUGGGGACUGGGAAUUGAUAUGAGAAACAGGACGUUUUGAUGUAGUGAUCAUAGAGAUUAUAAAUAACACUAGAGGAGGCAUUGUAAUCUUAAUUCAGUAAAAAAAGGGAACGCGACUAUUGGGGGGCAAAUUCAAGUCCCGGAUGAGUAUUCGUGUUCCCAUUGGUGACGAGUUUCAAAUCAGCCAAUGAGAGCACGAUUUUAUAUCCGGGACUUGAAUUUGCCCUCCAUUAGCUGCGUUCCCAAUUCUUAAACUCGAUGCCUCCUCUAGUGUUAUUUAUAAUCUCUAUGGUAGUGAUGUCGCCGUUGACGAACCUUUUAUUAGAGACCUUAAGAUGGAUGGCAAAGCGACGACGGCGGUCAUAUAAAUGAUUGUAAAGAAAGCUCAUCCCUCGUAUUCUUGGGUUUCAUAUGACGUCACAAAAGUGUUGACGUCACAAAAUUGUCAGAGUGAGUCGAUUGUUCGUUUUAUGUACAAAGCCUUGUGUUUGGUGGCAAAUACGUGGAAUUUCGUAUCAUUUUCUCACUCCAGUACAGCAUAAGCAUCAAUACAUUUGAGGCUGACCCCCCGUCAGACUCACUGCAUAAUGCCGUAGUGAAAUCCAAGAAUAUUAUCAACCGUAUGAAUUUAACACAGCUCGAAGAGAUCAAAACACAGGCUUUUUACUGAAUAGAAUUCCACAUUAUUGUAGUACUGAACCAAUUUGCUGGGCAUGUACAGUACUUCUUGCGUACUAAAAUGCAGACGUUCACAGGACGUAAAAACCAUGGGAUUUUAAUUAUUCCUUUCUUUUCUUAAAUUUUUUUUAUUUCAUUGUAUUACUAGUCGUCGUCACAUUGUCGUCCUAGAUCUUAAGGUCUCUCUAUUAGAUGAACUAUGACUGGAACAGUUUUAUUAAAGGACUACCACGAUUACCCAAAUUUAUAUCGCAGACUGCAUAUAUGUUAAAUUUAUCAGUGGUAACUAUUAGUAAUAUAGUUGUUGCAGAUUUAAUACAAAUUAUUCUUAAAGUUGUUCUGGUUAAUUUGAAAUGCGCAAUUCUUGUUCGAUUCAUAAUACAAUCUUACAGCAAUGUGCAUACAGUCUGAUUGCCGGGAGAAAAAAACUUGUUGACUUUGCAAAUCUGUUCGUUUCUACAUGAAAAAUUUUCCGUGUGAUUUUCCUUUCAAAGUCAAUCGUGCAGUUCAAAUGUUAAGCCGUUGUUCACUUUUUCAAAAUCACCCAACGGCAAUGGUAACAUGUAGGAGCGAUUCUUCACAUUCAAACACAAGACAUCGCUCGAGUGUAUAGCGACUGAGCACACAACAGCGCACAAAACGAACUCACUUGGUGUCUUGCUUCUAAUGGCUACUUUUCAGUUGCAUCCAUUUCGUCCAGAAAGUGUGUACAUUUUGUUUUCAUAAGUUUUAUAGCUUCACUGACAAGUAUCUCAGCGGGCAGGGCUCCGGUUGAUUCAACUGAAA